ACAUCGUCACACACGGCCCAGACACACGCGCUCGCGCAUUGCACGCACACACAUCCACGCGCGGUGAAUUUCAGCCCAGCCAUGGCUCCCUGGUAGAUGCUCAAAGCGGCUGUUGUCAGAGCGAAUUAAAUCUCCCCUCCUCUCCUCUGCUCUGCUCCGCUUGCUGGUUUUCCUCCUGACCUCGCUUGCCUCCGCUCGGGUUUUUCAAUAUUUUAUUCAGGAUUCCUGCGCUGUCUUCUUCUACAUGGCUACAUCAGAUGGACUAGACGGCUGUCUGCAGCGAGGCAGAUCUCAAAGUGACCCGAACAUACUCACGGAACCGGGCAUCGAUUUGUCUCACGGCACAGUUGAACUUGUGGACCAGCAGAGGGUGCUGCGAACAGGCUGCCUGGUGACGGGGGUUCACACUCCACCCAUCCGACGUAACAGCAAGCUGGCAACCCUGGGGCGAAUUUUCAAGCCCUGGAAGUGGAGGAAAAAGAAAAAUGAGAAACUCAAGCAGAGCUCCACAGAUGUAGCAUUAUCCAGCGGUCUCCUGUGCCAUGAUCCCAGCUCUCCCACCCAAGGUUGCUGCUCAGAUGGGACAGUCUUACUCGGUGGGUUUGGGGCACCUUUGAAUCCAAACCUCACAGUCAGCAGCGUGGAGUACCUCGGUCCUGACGAGGAGCUUCCCUCUUCAGUGGCUGCUCCUCUCCAAGACUGCGACCGUUUGGAGGAGAAUGUAGCACCGUCAGAGGAGAAUGCAGAGGAAGAGUCACGCCCAGCGGGGGACCUCCCCGAGGGGCUGCAGGACACGGGAGAGCACAUGGAAGAGCGAUCGGAAGAGGAAAUCGCUCCCGGAACGUCGCCACCACAAGUACCUCCUAAACAUUUGCCCCAGCUGAGUUCUGGAGACGAUUCAGGACCUGUAUCGCUCCCUACUCACCUGCCCAACUCCUACCUCCCCAAAGAGCCUCUGCCCAGGGCCACAGAAAGCCUGACAUCGAUGACCCUGCCACUACGGGGGCCCCUGGCAAACCCUGCAGGGUCCCCACACCUGGGCAAUAUGAUCCACCCUCCCAUGCCUCCCAGCUGCAUUAUGGAGGAGCUGCAGAGGGCCUUUGCUUCCAAGAAUCGACAGGAGAGUGUCCACGAUGGGUGUGAUCUGGGCUCGCCCCCAAGGCUAUGGUGCUCCGACGGACGGCUGUCUCGCUCCUGCAGCUCUGACAACCAACACAAGUCGUCUUUGACCGGCGGCUGCAUAGGAGCGGGAGGGUCUGACUGGCCCAAGAAGGAAGCGGAGGAGAAUAAGGAGAACGUACGGCUGGACCAGUGCUUCUCCAAGACCUCAGGCCUCCCCUUCGACCUAGACAGCUGGAACGAGUCUGUCAUCUCUGGUACACUUCCUCGCAGGCUAAGGAAGGAGCUGCUGGCCGUCAAGCUACGAAACAGGCCGAGCAAGCAGGAGCUGGAAGACAAGAAUAUCUUUCCGGCACGGAGCGAUCAAGAGCGACAGGAAAUCCGUCAGCAGAUAGAGAUGAAACUUGCCAAGAGGUUGAGCCAGAGACCGAAUGUGGAGGAGCUGGAGAGUCGAAACAUUUUGAAACAAAGAAACGAUCAAACGGAGCAGGAGGAGAGGAGGGAGAUAAAACAGCGACUAAACAGAAAGCUCAAUCAGCGGCCAACAGUUGAUGAGCUGCGGGAGAGAAAGAUCCUGAUCCGCUUCAGUGACUACGUGGAGGUGGCCAAAGCUCAGGACUAUGACAGGAGAGCAGACAAGCCCUGGACUCGUCUCUCAGCGGCGGACAAGGCUGCAAUCCGGAAAGAGCUGAACGAGUUCAAGAGCACAGAGAUGGAAGUGCACGCCUCAAGCAAACACCUAACUAGGUUCCACCGGCCGUGAAAGACUGAAGAGUUUCUUCUGUGAAGAAAUGCUGAGCGUAGAAAUUUCCUUAAGCUGCCUGUCGCCAGCUCAGUGGUGACACAUCGAAGAACCUGAAGCCUUUUUUUUUUUAUUGUCUUCAGCGUGUCUUUAGCUUUCUACCGACACCCCUCAUAUUUAUCAGUAUGAAGAAACGGGUGUGGGAGAAACGACGGAGGGAUGUUUGCCGGCGUUGCGUCCCGGAGACCGCUGGGUGCGACACGGAAGCAGGCAGGCGGAAGAGACUUCGGUGGAAACCCUCUGACUCUCAGGAUGAGAGCAGAGGGAGGGGGGGGGGGAAAGACGAAAAAAAAACCCAAUCCUGUCAUUCUUUUUUUUGUACUAAUUCAAGGACUACUUUGACAAAUCGGUGUGAAUCCAUGUAGUGGGAAGAAGUAGUGCAUGUGACCACCUUUUCUUAACUGAUGAAUAAUGUGUCACUUGGACUGUGUACAGACUGUGAAGUCGGGUGAGAAUGCGUCGGGGAGGAAUUUGAUAUUGACUGUACAUACAGUAUGUCAAUCAGAACGGGACUGACAGUGUCUUCACUGAAAAGAGAAAUACCUUUGUAAGCACUACUUCAAAACUGUCUCCAAAAAUACAUGUUUUUUAAGAA
Messenger RNA from Poecilia reticulata (guppy), 2516 nucleotides. RefSeq names its product phosphatase and actin regulator 3a (gene phactr3a). NCBI's taxonomy places the organism in Eukaryota, Metazoa, Chordata, Actinopteri, Cyprinodontiformes, Poeciliidae. The record is from RefSeq and is a predicted model, not a curated record. Gene Ontology annotation, biological process: actin cytoskeleton organization. Gene Ontology annotation, molecular function: actin binding.